Molecule: messenger RNA, 1485 nt
Organism: Chlorocebus sabaeus (green monkey)
Lineage: Eukaryota; Metazoa; Chordata; Mammalia; Primates; Cercopithecidae
Gene: C23H5orf58
Product: chromosome 23 C5orf58 homolog
Source: RefSeq, a predicted model, not a curated record
CUUAACAGUGGCCCAGCAGUGAGUACAAUUUAGGAACUACUGGUUUAGCCCAUCCCUCUCAUAAGAAAACAAAUGAGGAAACGGAGACUCAGAAUAAGGAAGAUAUUCUUUUCUAAGAUCAUACAACUGGUUAUCAUUAAGCUCUGUUCUACUCUGUCCCUCCUCAUCUAGGUAAUUGCAUUCGACAACAAAUUCUGCAGUGUUAAAGUGAAGGAAAUUGGAUAUAAAAUACCCAACAAUUGUGAUGUGGGCUUUCAGGAAGGUGAUGGUUCCAGAGGCUGGUGUGUACUAUAGGGGAGGCAUAGACACAGCAAACACUUGUCGUAUAGCACCUUGUACUGAAGGCCUAAACUCCUCAAUUUCCCAGAGCACGAAGAAAAAUCUUUGGGCCUGCCUCAAAGGUUGCAGUGGCAGAGAUUUCCUCUGGAGUCAAGCAAAAGACGGCUUGAAUCCCAGCUUCUCGGCUUAGCAAAAAAACCACCUUCCAUCUCUUUAUUCAUGCUACUCUUUACUAUUAUCAUUCCUAUAAAAUGUUAUAGGAAUAAUAAUAGCUAACAGUUCUGGGCGCUUGUUAUCUGCCAAGCACCUCUGAUGCAUUAUCUAACUUAACCCUCAAACUAAUACUGGAAGGCAGUUAUUAUCGUUCCACACGAUAGGUGAGGACAUCUGCACUCUGAAUGGUUAAUCGCUUAUCUGCAUUUAUACAACUAAGCAGGUGAUAGAAUAGGAUUCAAACCCAAGCGGCUUUAUUCCAGAGUACGCACUUAACGCUACCGCUAUCUUGUGCAACUUAAAUGCAGAUAAGGGUUGCAAAGGCCUGGCACAUAGCGGGCAGGGAAAGUCAGUGUUUUUUCCGCCCAAGUGGCAGCGCGAGUCAGUUGUAACGCGAUAUCCAGAACCUUCUCCGUAGAGGCCUUGCCUGGGACUACAACUCCCAGGAUGCCGCAGGCGGAGAAGCUGGCCAAUCGGGGGCGCCUCUUCGCCUUCCCAGUCGGCUCCCUGCUCCUGUCAGAACCUCGGUGACGGUUGGCUGGUUCUUUUACAGUGGCUCUGUAAUGAGAGAAAUUGGAGAAAUUCUCCCUGCUCAGGAAAAGGUAGAGGCAAGGACUGACUUAAAGAUGGGUAAGAAGAGUGCUACUGAUCAUAAGCUAAAUGUGGACAAAGUAAUUAAAAAUAUUAACACAAUUUCUUUGGAGUUGAAGAAGAUAAAAGAGCUCUCCCAGUUAUUGCUUUGUGACCUUAUCCUACAUUUUAAUCAUCCCGUCAAGACUGAGAACUUAACAGAAGCAGAAAGAAACAACCCCCUCUUUGAAGAGUCUAAAAUAUCAGAUAUAUCCCUCGUUUCUAACAGUUUUUCUGCUGAUUUCUUAUUUGUUACGAGUUUCUGUUUUUAUUGUUGAAGUAACAAAUACUUGGGAGAGUUGAGUUUACUAAUUUGUAUAUGUAUAAUUUAAAACAAAAUAAAAAUAAUGUUGUAAACAAGCA